Molecule: messenger RNA, 5870 nt
Organism: Lethenteron reissneri (Far Eastern brook lamprey)
Lineage: Eukaryota; Metazoa; Chordata; Hyperoartia; Petromyzontiformes; Petromyzontidae
Product: polyadenylate-binding protein 1-like
Molecular function (GO): RNA binding
Source: RefSeq, a predicted model, not a curated record
CGCGAGAUAUUUAGCAGCCGGGAGUCGCUUCCUGCCCCGAGUUGCGACGGAAAAAGGCCGCGGCGACAACAAGAAAAACCUCCAGCGGCCUCUCUCUGUCUCUCCCUCCCUCCCUCUGUCUCUCCCCACUUGUUUGUUGCCGUGUUGUGCUCAGGGCUUCUCAUCAACUGCUAGUUUGAGUCUUCUACAUCUGUUCGCCCUCACCACCACCACCACUAAUUGUCAUCAUCUUCACCAUUGGGCCACCAACGGCGCGUGGUGAUCGUGCGCGCCCCUCGACUUUUGUUGUUUUUAAAUUGUCUACUUCAAGUUACGCCACCAAGUCGCGUCGCCGUCUUGCACGACGAGGCGACACCCAACCACGACCGCAACAACAACAACAUCGCCCUCCCAACGUCAACAACAACAACAUCGCCCUCCUCUCCCAACGUCAACAACAACAUCGCCCUCCCAACGUCAACAACAACAUCGCCCUCCUCUCCCAACGUCAACAACAACACCGCCCUCCCAACGUAAACAACAACAACAUCGCCCUCUUCACCCAGCGUUAACAACAACAACAUCGCCCUCCUCUCCCAACGUCAACAACAACAUCGCCCAUCUCUCCCAACGUCAACAACAACAACAUCGCCCUCCUCCCAACGUCAACAACAACAACAUCGCCCUCUCCCAACGUCAACAACAACAACAUCGCCCUCCUCCCAACGUCAACAACAACAACAUCGCCCUCCUCCCAACGUCAACAACAACAACAUCGCCCUCUCCCAACGUCAACAACAACAACAUCGCCCUCCUCCCAACGUCAACAACAACAUCGCCCUUCUCUCCCAACGUCAACAACAACAUCGCCCUCUCCCUACGUCAACAACAACAACAACAUCGCCCUCCUCUCCCAGCACCUCCACGACAACAGCUGGCCCAGCGUUGGACACGCGGCCAGUGGACCUGCCGACUUGCUGGCCAGCCCCUCCUGCCUUACCUGCCUUAUCUGCCUGCCUGUCUUACCUGCCUUACCUACCUUACCUACCUUACCUGUUUGUGUGCCUUACCUGCGUGCCUGCCUGCCCGCCUGCCCGCCAGACAACCUGUUGGACGAACCGCUUUGCCCGCCUUUCCUGCCAGCCACUUGUUGUUGCUGCUGCUGUUGUACUGCCCGGCUGCUUCACAGACAUCCCGUGUUGUCGUUGUUGGGACUGCCUCACGAGCAGCCAUUCACACGCAUAGACAGCCCAAAGAGUGUGGUUGGACUGGCUGCCAGCAGACACAGACACCCUGUCCGUGGAACGUGUUAAUACUGCCUGCCUGCAAACCCAGGUACUGGACUGUGCCACUCAUUACCACUGAGACGCCAAGCAAGCCAAGUGCUUGGGCAGCCAGACAGAUUUUCAGUUUGGGCGACCUGUUGUGCUGCUGCUGGACUUCCUUGCCAGCUUAACACCCAGACCAGCAAUCGGCCUGCCUGUUGUACAGUUUUUCUGCCAGAUAACCACUCCGUAACACCUGAAAGUGAGCCUGUUGAGCUACAUUAAUUUAUUGGUUUGUGUCUUCGGAACCUGAAUGACCAGCCAGACAGACAUCUAGCCAUACAGUCGCAGUUGAUUCACCGGCCUGUCAGAAGACAUCCUAUUGCCCUGCCUGAUUUGUUCACUUACGGACGUGCCACAGCCAGCCACGGAGCCCGCUUGCGUGACGUGCCAAUGGAAGUGGGGGACAAGGCCUUUGGCUUUGGCAGCUACGAGGGCCACGAGGAGGCGCAGAAGGCCCUCGAUGCGAUGAACGCCAAGGCGAAGGAGCUCAACGGGAGCCGGGUAAUGUACGGGGCCCGUGCCUCCAAGGCUGCGGCCGAGGGUGAGGCGGUGGCGGUGGCCGAGCUGGAGCGACAGUUCGAGAUGCUCAAGCAGGAGCGCAGGAGCAAGUACCUGGGCGUGAACCUGUACGUGAAGAACCUGGACGAGUGCAUCAAUGACGAGAGGCUGCGCAAGGAGUUCGCGCCGUACGGCAACAUCACGAGCGCCAAGGUGAUGGUGAACAGGGGCGGCGAGUCGAAAGGCUGCGGCUUCGUGUGCUUCUCCAUGCCCGAGGAGGCCAUCAAGGCCAUGACGGAGAUGGACGGGAGGGUGGUGGGCUCGAAGCCGAUGUACGUGGCGCUGGCCCAGCUGAAGGCCGAGCGUAACCUCCAGCACCUGGCCUCUCACCUGAACAAGCACGGGUUCUACGCGGGCAGCGGGCACAGGAGGUCGGAGAGCGAGAUGGAGCUCAACGGGGAGUACGAGUUGCCCGAGCAGGAAGGCAAGAACAAGUUCCAGGGCGUGAACCUGUACGUGAAGAACCUGGACGGCAACAUCAACGACGAGAGGCUGCGCAAGGAGUUCUCGCCGUUCGGCACCAUCACGAGCGCCAAGGUGAUGGUGAACAAGACGGGCGAGUCCAAGGGCUGCGGCUUCGUGUGCUUCUCCACGCCCGAGGAGGCCGUCAAGGCCAUGUCGGAGAUGGACGGCCGCAUCGUCGGCUCCAAGCCCAUGUACGUGACGCUGGCGCAGCUGAAAGGGGAGCGCAGGAUGCAGCAGCUGGCGACUCACCUCAGUGAGCACGCGUUCCACGUGGGCAGCACGCACAAGAAGGCGGUGCUCGAGAUGGAGCUCGGCGGCCACGACGUGCUCAGACACAAGUGCACGAGCAAGUUCCAGGGCGUCAACCUGUACGUCAACAACCUGGACCCCAACGUCAACGACGAGCGGCUGUGGAAGGAGUUCUCCCCCUUUGGCACCAUCACCAGUGCCAAGGUGAUGGUGAACAGGAGCGGCGAGUCCAAGGGGUUUGGCUUCGUGUGCUUCUCGUCGCACGACGAGGCCUCCAGGGCCAUGCUGGAGAUGGACGGGCAGGCGCUCGGAUCCAAGCAGCUUUAUGUGGCGCUGGCCCAGCUCAAGACGGAGCGCAGCCUCCCUUUGCCUCGCCUCAACGGGCGGGCGAUCUGCGUAGGCCAUCUUCACAAGUCGGCGGAGGAGCUGGAGCUGGAGCGACAGUUUGAGUCGCUCAAGCAGGACCGCAGGAACAAGUUCCAGGGCGUGAACCUGUACGUGAAGAACCUGGACGACGGCAUCAACGACGAGAGGCUGCGCAAGGAGUUCUCGCCGUUCGGCAACAUCACAAGCUCCAAGGUGAUGGUGAACAGAUGCGGCGAGUCGAAAGGCUGCGGCUUCGUGUGCUUCUCCACCGUCCAGGAGGCCACCAAGGCCAUGACGGAGAUGGACGGCCGCAUCAUCGGUUCCAAGCCGCUCUACGUCACCCUGGCGCAGCUCAAGGCUGAACGCAACCUCCAGCAUCUGGCCCCCCACCUGAACGAGCACGAGUUCUACGCGGGCAGCAGGCACAGGAGGUCGGAGAGCGAGAUGGAGCUCAACGGGGAGUACGAGAUGUCCAAGCAGGACGGCAAGAACAAGUUCCAGGGCGUGAACCUGUACGUGAAGAACCUGGACGGCAACAUCAACGACGAGAGGCUGCGCAAGGAGUUCUCGCCGUUCGGCAGUAUCACGAGCGCCAAGGUGAUGGUGAACAAGACGGGCGAGUCCAAGGGCUGCGGCUUCGUGUGCUUCUCCACGCCCGAGGAGGCCAUCAAGGCCAUGUCGGAGAUGGAUGGCCGCAUCGUCGGCUCCAAGCCCAUGUACGUGACGCUGGCGCAGCACAAGGUGGAGCGCAAGGUUGAGCUGUCGUCCUCGCAGUACGUGCAGCACGUUGGCGGCGUGCGCAUGGUGGCGCCGAGCACCACCAUCAUCGGGCAGUACCAGCCGGCGACCACCUCUGGAUACUUUAUGACGACGUUGUCACAAGCGCAGGCCCGCACUCCAUACUACCCGCAGUCCCAGAUGGUGCCCGUGCGCUCCAACCCCUGGUGGCUCCUGCCAGUGCAGCCCCAGGGAGCCCACGCCGCCCACGCUCACGCCGCCCAUGCCCACGCCGCCCACGCCGCCCACGCCGCCGCCGGCUUCCAGGCGAUGCCGGGCCCCAUCCGCCAGCCGUCGCCCGGCACCACGGUGAUGCACCAGGUGAACGCGGCCGAUGUGUCGCAGGGAAUCGAUGCCGCGCACGUCAUCUCCCAGGGCAUGAUGGCCCGCCCCUCUUUCUCCAACCAGGUCACCGGACUACAAGUGCCGACCUACAAGUUCACGAGGGGCAUGCAGAACCUCUAGUGGACCCGGCAUGUGCGUCGGCAAGGCCUUGCAUUUGCAAACACUCGGAAAAAGUCUGAGCCCCACCAACACCACCACUCAGUCUCCUGCCUACCAGGUUUUUGCAAAAUACAUGGAAAAAUUUCGAUUUAAAGCUUUCGUGACUGCAGGGAUUCAUCUUCUUGGUUCUUUCGGUAAAGUCUACGUGACUUUACCGAAAGAACCAAGAAGAUACAUGGAAAAAGUUGAGAUUGCGGCUUAGGUCAUGGACUGAGAGUUUGACUGUCAGAAAGCUGAAGUCGGUGGGAGAGUUGAAUUGCUCACUGGCCACUGCUUUUGGCUUGGAGUUCUGCAAAACGUGGUCAGGCUCAGCGGUCACAUGGGAGUGGACCAGACUCUUCGGGAUGCUCCUCGCACAGCGGGGAAGCCUCAAAAGUGGCGCACGGGCAGGGUCCGCUCCUCGCUUCCAUACUGCACGCAUCGCCAGCACCGCAAGGACUUGCAGUGGAUGCCCCGAGGAUGGGGAGCACGCCGCUCUCUCCCUCCCGCCUGGUCUCGCCCGAGGCCCGUGGAGUCGAAGCAACGAGAGGCGGAAAAUAGGGGGCCUUGAGAAAGGCCACUUUAGGGAUGGUUUUCCUAGCUCCUUCAAAGAACACUUAAGGUGUAGGGCGGGGCUGGCUCUCCAUCUCAGUGGCCACAGUGUUUGUUUUUGUUAACGACCGCGGUCAGAAAACACAUUCACCUCAAUGCAACACCAGCAGUCGAAUUAGUGUUUGUAGCCAAGUGAUUGUUACGGAAGUGGUCGGUGUCAAACGUCCUUGUUUCAAUCGUGAAUGUUUUUGGCUUUCACGAAUAAUGUCUCGCCUGGGGGAAAGUGUCAGUCAAUGGAGCCACAGCCGGCUCCAUGCACCCAGUUUUCUGUACCUUGGUCACUUUUUAAUAAACAAGUUUUGACAAGUGCAGUUUUUUAAUUUGACAUUUCAACCGAAGUAUCUGUUUUUUGUCAAACCAUUGUCCAGCCCUAGUCCGAAAGCAAGCUCCGUGAGCUUUAAGAGGCGAUGUAGUGAGUCCGCUGAGGUCGUCAGGCACCAGCCCGAGCUCCCCACCAGGGUGCAAGGGAUCCACAUUUACCAGUUGCAGUGAGUGUGACAUGGAGCGACUUGAUUUGUAAAAUUUCAAGGUGCACCGCCUUGGUGGUUUGUCAGAACUAGAGUUUCAGAAUCCCUGAUAGUCGGUGCUUACAAUUAUACGACUUGUCCUCAUGAGGCUAUUAUUGAGUUCAAGGAGUGAUUGGGGGGGUCAUUGUUUUCCACACUCAACGGAAGAAUGGUGUUUUCCACAGUUAAUUGCCAACACGUGCCACACCCUCCAGGGUGGCGCACACAAAACGCAUCCACGACACACCAAGCCACAUUUGGCCACCCAAAAACAAAACAGCCAACCUCUUUUUGCUUUGAAACCCCCCCCCCUCCCUUUAACAUUGGUCACGCCACGACUCGUCAAUCGUCUUGUUGCGUUUUUUUUUGUUAACAUUGCAACGGAAUCGUGUGAACAUAACUGCCCGAGAGGAAGUUAGUCUUUAUUUACCGGCGUCUCUAAUAACUGGUCUGUGCUGUAACGUUUUAUCCCCCCCCCCCCCCGUAUGCGUCUGCCGUGCAAAGUGAUUCUUGACGGGAAAAACUCUAUAAUAAAACUUUACACAGA